CACCAAAGUUCUUUGCUUUAUACCCAACGAUUGCGUCGCGAGGACACGUUUCGAUAGGAAGAGUCAGACGCGGUUCGAUUCGAGAUAGGACGACUGCGUUCUGUGGGAUAUCUGGCAGGAUACGAAAGGGGCUAGCAAGGAAGGCAGAAAGAUCGGUGCCUUGAGCUGCCCAGCCAGCCAGUACGGAGCAGACCCACAUACAAACGACACCGACCAAACCACCCACUAAACAACCACCGAAAUGCCCUCUCUCAGACCAACAACAACCGCCCUCCUUCGCACACCCACAGCCCGCCUCCCCCUCCGCCGGUCCUACACACAACCACCACCACCAAACCCCCCUCCCAACCCCACCCCCAAUGAGCCCUCCCGCACCAGCGCCUUCUAUCGUACCUUCGCCUCGCCGCUGCUAAAAACCUUUCUCGGCGCGCUCUUCACCUACCAAGUGCUGUACUGGGGCUGGUUAAAGCUAGAGGUUAUUGAGGAGAAAGUGCAGAAGCAGGGUGAGAUAAUGGGGCUGAAGGAGGAGUUGAAGAAUGCGGUUGUGGAGAGGAGGGAGCGGGCGAGGGAGGUUGCUGAGAAGGGGGUUGGGAAGGUAACGGAAGAGGGGAAGAGGAGGGGAUGGUGGCCUUGGUGA
This is a messenger RNA of Trematosphaeria pertusa, 637 nucleotides long. RefSeq lists its product as uncharacterized. The record is from RefSeq and is a predicted model, not a curated record. The coding region runs from base 242 to 637 and encodes 131 amino acids. NCBI's taxonomy places the organism in Eukaryota, Fungi, Ascomycota, Dothideomycetes, Pleosporales, Trematosphaeriaceae. The transcript is spliced from 2 exons.